AUGCGUUACGUUUCGGCUUACUUGCUCGCCGUUCUCGGAGGAAACGCCAACCCAAGCGUGAGUUCUUUGACUAACAAUAGUUUCACCUCGAUGAAACCUUGAAAAUAAUUAUUUCAAUAAUUUAUAUAACUUUUUCAUUAAAAAAAGUUUUUUAGGUUGACGACCUCAAGAACAUCCUCAGCGCUGUUGGAGUUGACUCAGAUGCCACCACCGCCAAACUCGUCGUUGAAAGACUCCACGGAAAGACCGUCGAGCAACUCAUCGCCGAAGGAGCCUCAGGACUUGUCUCUGUAAGUUUUUUUUCAAAUGAAAAAAUAAGGUUGUGAUUUUUAGUGCUGACUAGAAAAGUUUUCGAAAUGAUAUUCUUAGAAGAAAUUAAUUCCUAGUUAUAACGAAAAGUUCACGUUAAAAUUUUAAAUUCCUACUCCAUCAUUUUCAAAAAAAAAGUUGAGAUUUUGCUGACGAUAAGUUUCUAAGUUUCUUUUUUGGUUUUUUCAAUGACAGUGAAAUUACUUUCCGGAAUUUCAAAAAUUUAUAUUACUUCUAAGAUUCUACCUGACAAUGUGGGUAUUUUAUAUUUCAUCUGUUGAUAUAUCAAAAAACAUUUUCAGGUCUCCGGAGGAGGUGCCGCACCAGCCGCCGCUGCUGCUCCAGCUGCUGGAGGAGCUGCCCCAGCCGCCGCCGCCCCAGCUGCCAAGAAGGAAGAAGCCAAGGAAGAAUCCGACGACGACAUGGGAUUCGGUCUCUUCGACUAA
Molecule: messenger RNA, 755 nt
Organism: Caenorhabditis angaria
Lineage: Eukaryota; Metazoa; Nematoda; Chromadorea; Rhabditida; Rhabditidae
Source: the annotation of a GenBank genome assembly